AUGAAAAUAAAUCAUCUAUUUAAACAGAUAUUUACUAAGGCACAUUUUCAGGUGAACGGGCAAGACGUAUCGAAUUCCAGUCACGAAGAUGCGGUGCGUUGCUUUCAAUCAGCCCAGGAGCCGAUCAUCGUGGAGGUGCUUCGACGACAACCGGCGCAGCUGCAGCGAGCCUGGAGGGACCAGCAGCCGCAGGAACGUAACGACACCGAGGAGAAAACGAUGGAGCCGACGAAACGGGAGCCAACAACGAUCCCCGAUUCGCCGAUCCUGGUGUCCACCGCGGUGCAGACCGACUGGGCGGGGCUACUCGAGGAGGAGGAGCUGCUCCCGGUCCCGCUGACCGCCGACGAACAGGCGAACGACAGCUUCGAAGAUUUCCUCGCGCACGACAUCGACUUCGAGGAAGUGACGUUACGGAAGGUUGGGAGCGCGGAGAAACUCGGGCUGACGGUCUGCUACAGUUCCGGGUCAGGCAGCGAGGACGCCGACACGGAGGUUUAUAUCUCGGAAAUAGUUCCUGAAAGUCUCGCGGCACGGGACGGCCGGCUACGGGAAGGCGACCAAAUCCUGAGGGUAAACGGGAAGGACGUGGCGAACAAAGAGCAAACCGAGAAUCUAUUUGCCGAAACGAAGAAUGCGGUGACCAUCCUCGUUAGCCGAUGUCUCUAUCAGGACGACGAGUACGACGAUAGGCGCAUAUACCGUAGGGAUUCGCCACCGUUGUCCCCGGAACACCUACCCUCCUACCAGAAUAGCUUGAUCGAACAGUUGAUCCGGCAGCAACAGCAGCAGACGGACGAACGAACCAAAGAAACGGAGGAGAACACCUCGACCCUGAAAGCACCGCCGCCCAUACCCUCGCACACACCUCAACAGCAACAACAACAACCACAGCAAUUGUCCGCCACCGUUUUCUCUACGACGACAACGACAUCAUCUUCGACAUGUUCGUCCCAGACCUCCCAAAAAUCCAGUAGGAACGCAUCCUCGCCGGCUUACCAUCCAGAGGAACGUAAGCAAUGGAUGCAAGACACCUUAAAAGAUUGCUCGAAGAAAAUGGAAGGUUUGUGCAUGCGAGGGCAGCAAUCGGCUCCUCCCGUCAAGCUGACCGAAGCGUACUCGAGCCACGUGUGGAGCGAAACGGAGCAUAUCUAUGAGACCAUACCGGAAUCGGACAGCGAACCGAUCUACUCCUCCCCGUACGAGCAUCAGCAUUGGACGCAAACGAAUCACGGAACAGCGACCACGUCGACCACCACAGCGACCACGACCACCACGCAACAGAACCAAGGGAAUCAAACCAGAUGGCAUUCCUCCUCCAAGAGCAACAGCUCCGGCGAGGAAAAGGACAGCUCGAGCGCGUACAAUACUGGAGAGUCGUGCAACAGCAAUCCCUUAACGUUAGAACUUCAUCAGGGCGAGAAAGAUCAUCACAGAAGCACCCUGGUCCUCUGUCCACCGAAAACACCCACGUCGGUUCAACCACAGAGACUCGGCUGCAAUUGUCCCGCGGCUACCAACAAGCCACCAACCGCCAAGAGUCAGCCGAACAGACGAGGCUCCAGCACCCAUCAUAACAAGGACCGUGCUGCUGAUCCGAGUGGCGCCACUCUGCCAGCGGACACGAUGUACACGAACAUGGCCAAUCUUCAGCAAACGAUGCUGCUGCAACAGCAACUGUUCAAACAGGCGCUCAGCCGCAGGAACUUAACCACCGUCGUCCCCGCUAGUCCCAAAGAAACGGUCGCCGCCCCCACGCCCGCCGCGAAGAAGUCCAAGUCUCACGGGAACUUCCAGGCCCCGAAUCUGACGCGUUAUCAAUUCGUGGGCAGCCAACAGGUAUGCACGUCGACCAGCUGGGUACCCCCCGAGGACAACAAGGGCAGCAACGACGUGCAGAUGGAGUGGAAGGUUAAGAGAAGAGCGGACGGGACCAGGUACAUCGCGAGAAGACCGGUCAGGAAUCGUAUCCUGAGGAACAGAGCGAUCAAGAUAUCCGAGGAACGCGCUGGCCACAGCACGGAGGACGACACUAUGUCGGAGAUAAAGGUGGGCAGAUACUGGACUAAGGAGGAACGGAAAAGGCAGCUGGAACGUGCACGGGAACGGAAACAGAGGCAGCAAGAGCUGAUACUGCAACAGCAGCAACAACAGCAGCUCCAACUGCAACAGACCAACGAGUUACUGAACUGCGAGCAUCCGGACGACAAAACGAAAAAACCGUUGAACAUUCUGGAACUCAGCCACAAGAAGAUGGCUCGCAAGAAGAACACCUUGGACGACUUCACCACCGUCCAAGAAAUGCUGGUACACGGGAACAGAGUGGGAGGAGCGGGUGGGCCAGGCGCUGGAGGGAAGCUGAUGGGACUGCUUUCGGUCACCACGGUCUGAGG
Dufourea novaeangliae is the source of this 2393-nucleotide messenger RNA. It is a transcript of the gene Slip1, whose product is annotated as PDZ domain-containing protein 4. NCBI's taxonomy places the organism in Eukaryota, Metazoa, Arthropoda, Insecta, Hymenoptera, Halictidae. Bases 1 to 2391 code for a protein of 796 amino acids. The record is from RefSeq and is a predicted model, not a curated record. Gene Ontology annotation, molecular function: protein binding. The transcript has 7 exons.